CUUUACUUGACACUUAGACUAUUUUAAUCUCAUUAAAACAUGAUCAAUAAAAAGUUAACUCUUUUCUCAUUAUUGUUUUGUUUGUUAUCAAAAUCAUUUGCUGUAAAUAUUUAUCAAUCAAACAGUCAUGGAAAUACACUAAACAAUACCUCAAAAACCGACAAUCAUAAGACUAAUGUUAUGGGAUCAUUUAAAGUGUACAGUAAAAAUUCAGGUCAAUGGAAAACAAUGUAUUAUGAAAAAGAAGAUGAGUCAACAAGUGAUUUACCAGGAACAUUAAAAUCGAAUGAAAAAAAUAUAGAGAUACCAGGUCAUUUGAAAAUUGGUCAAAAAAUCAGUGGCUGGGGAAAAGUAGCAGGACCAAAAGAAUGUGCACGUGAAUGUAUAGCUGGUAAAAAGCCAAAAAUUUGUUACUAUCACUGGACUGUUGAAUACUAUCGUACUUUGGGCGGUGCUUGUAAUAUGUGCGUGCCAAAAACAAAUUCAUCAAUUGCAACAGAUUGUCAGUGUAUUUUAGCUGAUGGUGUUGAUGUUGCUGGAUUAUUAUCAGUUAAUAGAAUGUAUCCAGGACCAUCAGUACAAGUAUGUCUUGGUGAUUUAGUUGUUGUUGAUCUUCAUAAUGCUGCUGAUGGUAAUGAAUUGACAAUUCAUUGGCAUGGUAUUUAUCAAAUGAAUUAUCAAUAUUAUGAUGGUGUGCCAUUUGUAACACAGUGUCCGAUUCAAAGUGCUUCAACAUUUAGAUAUCAAUGGAGAGCACAAAAUAUCGGUACACACUGGUGGCAUUCACAUUCUGGAUUACAAAAAGCUAAAACACUUGAAGGCGCAGUUAUCGUACGUCAGCCGAAAGAAUAUGAUGCAAAUUAUCGAUUGUAUGAUCAUGAUGAUACUGAUAAUCUUAUCUUUUUGAGUGAUUGGAUGCAUGAUAGUCCAGAUGAUCAUUUUCCCGGAACAUCUGGUAAAUUAAAAGCAGGUCAAUCACCUGACAACGCACUUAUCAAUGGUCAAGGUCAAUGGCUUGACAAAACAACUGGAACGUGGACCAAUACAUCACUCAAUGUUGUCAACGUCACACCAGGAAAAAGAUAUAGAUUUAGAAUGAUUAAUGCUGGCAGUUUCAGUUGUCCCUUUCAAUUGACAAUUCAAAAUCACAGUUUAACUGUUAUAGCAGCCGAUGGAGAAAAUGUAAAACCAACAAUAGUCAACAGCAUUACAACAUUAUCUGCCGAACGUUUUGAUUUUAUUUUAAAUGCAAAUCAACAGCUUGGAAGUUACUGGAUACAAGUACGAUUAACUGGCUCAUGUGCUUCUCGACAGAUAAUCCAACUUGGUAUUCUUCGUUAUGCUGGUUCAACUGUAACUGAGCCACAAUUAACACGACCAACAUAUAAUACUGGCCUUCCAAUAGGAACUGUACUGAAUGAAUUCAAUACGGUAUGUGAUGGAAAUAACCCGGAUUUAAUUUGUAUGAAAAAUCUUAAAGCUGCUGAACCAGUUGACAAAAGAAUUCUUGCUGAAAAAAUAGAUGUUCAAUUUUAUUUACCAUUUGAAUUUCAUCGAUGGAAUGAAACUGAACUUUAUACACCUGGCACAUAUAAGCCUUUUUUAGCACCAAAUGGUGGAGGUAGUGGAGUAAUUCCUAUGAUCAAUGGAAUAUCAAACAAAUUUCCAACAUCACCAUUUCUUACACAAGCAAAUGAUAUUGACAAAAAAACAACUUGUGACGGAAAUAAUAAGCCGAAAAGUUGUGAUAAUUCGUCAAUUUGUCUAUGUACACAUGUCCUCCAUAUACGACUUAACUCAUCGGUUGAAAUGAUUAUGUUUGAUCCUGCUGCAAAUGGUGUGCCUCAUCCUCUUCACAUGCAUGGAUAUGGAUUUCACGUCAUGGCUCAAGGUUCACGAAAAGUUGUAAAUAUAACACGAGAAAAUAGUUACGAAGCUUUGAAACUUGAUAGAGAAAUAUAUAAAUUAGACUCGCACGAUCGACCACCAGUUAAAGACACGUUGACAGUUGGCUACAGUCACGGCAAUGGCUAUACAGUCGUGCAGAUUAAUGAAAAAAUUGCUGAAAUUGGUGGAUUAAAAGCUGCUUAUUUUGCAUACAAAAAAAAAUCAAGAUCAUGUGGUGAUAGAAAAAUUGCUAAAUUUAAGUUCAACGAGUUUUAA
Molecule: messenger RNA, 2163 nt
Organism: Aphidius gifuensis
Lineage: Eukaryota; Metazoa; Arthropoda; Insecta; Hymenoptera; Braconidae
Product: laccase-5-like
Exons: 9
Coding region: 40-2163 (707 amino acids)
Biological process (GO): iron ion transport
Cellular component (GO): plasma membrane
Molecular function (GO): oxidoreductase activity; copper ion binding
Source: RefSeq, a predicted model, not a curated record